Molecule: messenger RNA, 1410 nt
Organism: Notodromas monacha
Lineage: Eukaryota; Metazoa; Arthropoda; Ostracoda; Podocopida; Cyprididae
Source: the annotation of a GenBank genome assembly
ACGCUAGAGGCUAUUCUUACACGUGGAACAUGUUCACGAUUGCACUGCUAUUGCGACAGCGCGCUUACGCCAGGCACGGGUGCUUCCGCACGAUUAAAGGCAUCAUGCAGUCACCCUUCACAUGAUCGAAUUUCACUUAUUCUGUACUCAGUUACGUUAUUAUAAGUUUUAUAAUGUUUUCCUUCGCGAGAUGAAUAGCACAAUUUAGCGAUGGCAUCGGUGUUUAAAGGUAGAUCACUCAGGCGGAAAACGUCUCGGGGAAUUCUAACUCAUGACCCUGAAUCGGUGCUGAACGGCGUACCCAUGACAGCGCUUUACUUUUCGGCUGCCUGGUGCGGUCCAUGCAAACGUUUCACACCGUUGUUGAAGGAAUUGUACGAGAAACAAGACGCGGGCAUCGGGAAGAUGAUGGAAGUGGUUUUCGUUUCGCUGGACAAGUCAGAGAGCGCAAUGAUGGAGUAUUACAUGAAUGAUCACGGGAGAUGGCUAUACGUGCCUUACGAAUAUGGAGAUUUCAUAAUAUCUCUGCAGGAUAAAUACCGCAUCGCUGGUAUUCCGUGCCUUACAGUGAUUGGUAAACAGGGCAACACCAUCUCCAUUGAAGCAGGCAGGAAACUAUCAAACAUAGGCAUUGACGGCUUUCGCAACUGGCUCUUCAGCAAAGUUCCCCUGGUUGUAGAACUGGACACCUUGAUUGAGGAAUGGAAAAGGGACUGGUUGAAGGAUAAUUCCGGUUAUCUGGGAAAUGACUCUGUGUGGCAAAAAAAGCUCUAUAAGUGCAUAUGCCCAAAUGGUACUGAGGAAGACAACGAGAAGAAUAAGCAAGAGGUUCCCAACCAAGAGCUUUCAAUAAGAAACCCUGAACCCAAGGUGGAGUCCCAAAGCAGUCCUGAGAGAGGUGGACUGAUGCCAUCAACAGCAGGGCCAUUAUCUGGAUCCCUACCAGCACCACAAACUGAAAACAGAGCAGCUGAUUCCAGUUUAUUGAGAAGAAAUCGAGAAAUUAAUGUGCCAGUCAUCCUAGUUAACAACAACAACAACAACAAGAGCAGACAGCAUCAUCAUCAGCAACUCAAACCUGAGCUGCUGUUGCCAGAUCCUGAAGACCCAGUGCUGGCAUUUGAAGCUGCUCGCAUGUCUACAGGAAGCCCAGUGGACCCUGAAGAAGACUUUCCUGAGGAAGAAGAAGUUGCUGAUGCUGCCAGAAGAAGCACACGAUUUUAGAACGGCAUUUCUUUAUAUAUCUAAUCAUAUUCAUGCAUCAUUGAUCUCUUUUACGUGUAUGCUGGAAACAGUGUGAUUGCAAAAAAAAAAUCUGCAAAGUUGUAAAAAGAAUUUGCAGUAUAUGAAGCAAUUUCACUCUGUAUUUGAGUGCAGCAGAUGGAGUUAUUUUUUAUUUUUCUUGAGCCA